Pseudogymnoascus verrucosus is the source of this 3798-nucleotide messenger RNA. RefSeq lists its product as uncharacterized. The coding region runs from base 270 to 2684 and encodes 804 amino acids. NCBI's taxonomy places the organism in Eukaryota, Fungi, Ascomycota, Leotiomycetes, Thelebolales, Thelebolaceae. Gene Ontology annotation, biological process: positive regulation of transcription by RNA polymerase II. Gene Ontology annotation, molecular function: DNA-binding transcription factor activity, RNA polymerase II-specific; zinc ion binding; transcription cis-regulatory region binding. The transcript is spliced from 5 exons. Gene Ontology annotation, cellular component: nucleus. The record is from RefSeq and is a predicted model, not a curated record.
CUUUGGCACCAUGGACAUGGACUGCUGACAAGCCGCUCACUGAUAUGAUUUAUGAUACGACUAUUGUUUUUGGGAGAGCCAUUCGAAUACUAAAUAUGAUGGCGGCGCGGUAGUUCAGAGCCAGUUUACAGGCGGACAAAAGCUACCACGGCCAAGUGGAUCCUAGGCGCCAACUAGUAGUGAUGCCCAUGCUUUCCUAUAGCCACAAGGCUCUGACAACCACCCCAUAUUCGCAAACUUCCUCGCCUCACCCUCAAGGCUAGCUUUCUAUGCCACGCCCAAAGAAACCUGGGGCGCCAGAGCCCAAGAAGCGCAGCAGAAAUGGUUGCUGGCCCUGCAAAGCUCGAAAAGUUAAGUGCGACGAGGCGCACCCGACAUGUCUCAGUUGCCAGCGACAGAAUGAGGUGUGCGACUAUAGCGUGCGGUUGAACUGGGAUGGGAGAGGGAAGAGGAAGGCUGAGACGACAGGCGGGAGACAGACGAUUUUCCAUGUCAAUACACUCUCUGCUGAUUUUGACGUCUCUCCGAAAGAGGCCGUAAAAGUCGAAGCGUCCAUCUCUCCGCUGAGCGGAACAUAUUAUGGCACACGACCAUCAAGCCGAGAGCAUGUUGCAGACCAGGUACCGACUCAUACCGACUCAUACCGCCGCACUGAGAAGGCUUCGAAUACUACCGUCCCAAAGCUGGCAACAUGGGGUAUGGAACCGCCAAGUUUGGACUCUAUCAAGGAGCCACCCACAGACAUCAUAUCCAUAGAUCCCGUAUUAACGGGUCAGGAUGCUCAGCAACCUUGCGCAUCUCCGCCAUUUCAAUACGGGUCUCUGAACUCGUUAUAUACCCAACCAUUCGAGCAGAGCUAUGAGAGAUAUCGUGAUGAGCAUGGCAUAAAAUCACCUUCGGAAUCAGGUAUGGAAAGUCCAACGGGCAGCUCAUUUGUGGAUUUUGCAGGCGAUACACGGUCCUCGAAACGGAUCCGCUAUGGGCCAUCCAGUAGUGAAAUCCACUCUCGGUUCACAGAGAUGGCACUUCCCAUCCCUUCGUCGUCUCGUUAUAAUACCGGAAUUCAUUUUAGCCAGCCCUUCGCGCCAAUGUCAACAUCGUCUCAAAGUGACGAUGGGCAGCGAAGCCUCUCCGUUAAGCUUGCGCCACUCACAUCCAAUGGUAGUCAUCUGUCCGAAUGGCGAAGACUUUCCAUUGACUCUCUGCUCUCUGGUCCCCCUGGGAUGUCAAAUGCCAUGGGCACUGCUGGCUCCACUAGCAGAGAGCAAACGCCUCUUCCAUAUGGAGAUCCGCGUGAUGACAUUAUUACUUUGGGAGUUGACAAAGGGCUCAGAGAUUUGGAUAUUGGAAAGAACGAUGAUGCAAAUGCCAUCUCGAAAGAAUAUAGCAAUCUUGAUUUUAGUUUUGGCCAGCAAACGAAAGUGGCUGCCUUCGAAAAGGGCGGUUACUAUGAAAGUCCGGUCUGGGUCAAAAUUCCUCGAUCAUUCCACCCUUUGCCGCCGAUACUACAAGAGAACCCAAUGAAUGUCCUUUAUUUCCACCAUUUUAUUUCACAUACUGCGACACUUCUCGUUCCUCACCAUUGUAGCUCAAAUCCAUUCCAAAAGAUUUUGCCACAAAUGGCACUGCAGUGCAGUCAUUUGAUGAAGUUGGUGCUGGCAUACUCUGCAUCUCACCGGGCUCGGCUCCUGAACCACCGAGAACCAAUAACAAGAAUUUCUCUAUGGGUCCAGGGGUUCUUUUCGUAUCUCCGCGACGCCAUCGACGAUCCUAAGAAAAUCGUUACUGACUCAUGUCUUGCGGGGGCCAUAAUGUUGGCCUCUCUCGAGAUCAUAUGCCCCAAGGCCUUCGGGGUCGAAAUUCCGUGGCAGCAACAUCUAACUGUAGCAAGGCAGCUGAUUGUUGCUCGAGGAGAAGCGAACCCCAACAGUGAAAUUUCAGCUACCUUUGGCUUUCUAUUAAGGUGGUUUGCCUACCUCGGCGUUCUGGGUAGGCUUACUGGUGGACAUAAAAACUUCCUGUCCAUAACAGAGGGUCUGGUAGCUUAUGACAGUGAAGGAGAGCAUGGUCUUCAGAUCGUCUGUCUUCUUGGUUUUACAAGCCGAUGCGCAUCCAUUUUAUCCAAGAUUGCAGAUCUUGCUGCACUGUGUGCUCCUAGGCGCUUCGACGAUACCUGCAAUGAACGGCUCGGGUGGCAACCAGCAGACGAUGUCAGACAACAAGCCGAACAGCUACUCGAAGAUCUCGAACAUGCAAGGACUAGCUCUUUAAUUCAGCAUUGUCCGCAUCUACACUCGUCAGAAGAAGAGACAUAUCAGUGGGAUAGCCGCGAAAUGGCUGCCACAAAUGAAGCAUAUCACUGGGCUGGUCUUAUUCAUUUGCACCGUCGGGUUUUGGGCAAGCCAUCGACCGACAAAGAUGUCCAAACCGCAGUGCGGGAGAUUGUUAGCCUUCUUCACAGGGUAAGAAAGGCGUCUGCAGCAGAAGCAUGCCUACUUUUCCCCAUGUUUAGUGCUGGGUGCGAUGCACAGGAUGCGGAGGAACGGAGCUUUAUAAUGGAGAGGAUGAGAAAUGUCGAAGGCAUUGGGAUGAGCCAGGUUAGAAAGGCACGGAACCUGAUCCAAAACGUUUGGGAUACUGGCAAGCCCUGGGAAAUGCUUGCAAGUGGCGAAUUUGUAGGCUGAAGCCUUCAGGGAUGUUGUACGACAACCGCAACCCGUCUAGAACAGACUUUAGUAUAAGGCAAAAAGCCUACAAAGUAAGUCGCUUUUUUAGAUGGACAUCGUUCCAUUGCGGGUCGGACGAGGGAAGCACGCAUUUUCUGUUAAUAUGGCACAAACUACUACAAGUGUCCAAGAGAAAAUAAUCACUUGAAUCCGCUAGUGCUGGGCAUCACGUUAAAAGGCACCAAUAUGUCCAGAACUCAAUACUGUCAUCAGGCAGGCAGACAUAAGAAAGAUGGCUUAUUUGCGAGCAAUCGUGGAUGAGCCGUCCGGACGAUGGGGGCGCGUCGAAACGCAUAGAGCCGAUCUCUCGAUAGCCGGCUGUUGAGAAAUUGUGCGCUGACUUCUUACCACCACCUGAACGCUGCCGCGCGGUUUCAUGGCGUGAGGUUCGUCAUUCAGCUAUGCCGCGAUGCGCUUUAAACCUGUCGGUACCAACCGAACGGGGUCCUUUGUGAAGGAGAAGCGCGAUAUGGAGUGUUGCUUGAUGCGAUAUACUGCAUAUAGUAAUGCUCCGCUCCGAAGCCACCAUCUCGGACUCGGCCGAGGAGGACCCAUCAGUAUUUCGUUGGCUAUCUCUGCGUGGCAUUUAUGCACACACGCUACUAUAUCGAUAUGCUUCAACGUUUGGUUUGGAAUGCGCAUGUUGUAUGCGUUGGUAGUUGGGCUGGUCGCGUCUCCCACGGGUAUUUAUUACUCUGGUGCUACCACUGCUGAUCACCCUGCUUGGCACAUGGGUUUCUGGAUAAGUCAAUUUAGGGUUUCUGGGUUCGAUAUAGAGAGUGUGGGCCUCAUCCUGGGAUAUCUUGGUCUUGGAUAUUGUAGUGGCGCUGGUGUUCCGUCCUGUACCUGCCAUCCAUAGUAGACGGGGCCUACAUCAUUAAGGCGGAGAGAUAGCAAACCUUGCCAAGUAAUUCGGGGGUGGUGGCUCGCAUUCAUAGAUCUAUAAACUUGGUCCUUCCCAUUUAAUAUAUUUUCUUCAGAUAUCGAUGUGCAUUUGAUGUGGUUAUGUUACCUUUGUGUGUUUUGACAAGGUCAUGAAUAAGAAUAUGAGCCUUGGAGGCCACUAGCCGGG